GGGUGGGAGGGUUGGAGAGAGAGAGAGGGAGAGAGAGAGAGGUUCGACAAGCGGGUGGGUGCUGUGAAAUCUGUUAACAGGGGAGCUCUGUGCAUUUGUUAGACGUCUUGGCUGCUUGCCCAACUUGGUUCAUUGUAAUCGAGGCAUGAUCGUCGACUCCAGGCAGCCCUCUCUGCCGCCUCGGCUGCGUUGCGCCUGGACCCAGCCCAGCUCUCACCGCUGACAUGGAAAGACCCACCCCCAGUGACAUGAUGCCCAAGAGGGAUCAUGAGAGGGACUUGGAGCUGGACAAGAAGAUCGAGGCUCUCCGCAGAAAGAAUGAAGCACUCAUGAAGAGGUACAAGGAGGUGGAGGAGGACAAGAAAAGGGCAGAGGAGGAAGGAAUGGCACUGCAGAGCCGCAAGGGCAAAGCUGAUGAUCUUACCAUCACGAUCAGCAAGUCCACCAGUCAGGAUAGUCGUGUGGUGGUGACGAAGCCAUUCAGCGGUGGUUCACCAGCUGGGAAAGGACAGCAGGAGGCUGGGCCUGACAAGGGGGGAGAGGGCCCUUCGCAGGGCACUGGUCGAGGCCACAGGAAGCAGUUAAUGGUCACCAUGGCAGGCAAAAAGGGUAAGAGGGUGGUGAGUGAGAGGCCAGAGAAGAGGCCGAGCCCUGCGGACGCCAAGAGCCCUACAGAUGACGGACAGGCGAGGCGCGUGGAGUCGGCUGGGAGGGGGAAGCAGCCACUUCAUACAACCAAGAGAAACACAGCAGCACAGGCUCAUUAUGCUGCCAAAGAGACGGGCCUGGAAAGGUGCCAGGAAAGGGUCAGAGAGGGAGAGGAAGAAAGUGUGAGGAGAGAGAAGAAAAGAAGCAAGGAUGAGGCUAAACAGGGGCAGAAGCACACCGAGGAGCAUCACAGGCUUUCAGACCAAUGCCAGGAGCCUGAGAGCCCACACGCCAGCACAGACCUCAACAUCCCCACAUUGAAAGAAGAGCAGGAGGAGUAUCUGCGGUGGAAGAAAGAGCGCGAGCAGAUUGACAGGGAGAGAGUGGCACGCCAUAAAAACGCAAAGGGCCAGUGGAGAAGGGCGUGGGACAUGGACAAAACCGAGAACAUGUUUUCAGACAAAUCCCUGCCUGACAGAGACUGGGGGCCUUCUAACAGAGGAGGGCGAAAUGCUAGAAGAGGACAACCCAGGGUAAAUAUGGACUCAAGAGGUCAUGAGAAGCGAGGAAAAGACAAGGGAGCUAAAAAUGUGCUAGUGAUGAGCAGUAAAGCAAAAGGCAAAGAUCGUCUGACUGGGAGGGCCAGGAGAUGGCAGGCAAAUGAAGAAGGAGACAACCUACAGACGUCUGAUACAACAUUGGAGGAAUUCUUGGAGGAACUUGACGCCCUCACAGAUGCUGAAGUAGAAGAUCAGGACUCAAAAAUGAAGCUGUCAUGCAGCCCAGAUUCGCUAAGUACGCCUGAGGAAGUGAGCGGAUCCACAGCUCCAGUGUUAGAGGAGGACACCUCCACUCAGGGGCGGGCAGAGGCCUCGUCCCCUCGAAGUUUGGAGAAGAAAGUGCGCUUUUCAGAGGAACUCAUCCUAGGAGCGCAUACGAGGCAAAUCACAGGCUCUCGGGACUCUGCCAGCUCAGAAUCAAAAAGUCAGAGCUCCUUGAAAGCUUCCUCACCUAAAAAGAACCAACAGGAGGUGCAAGGGCCACAGCAGCCUCUUGAAAGCUCCAAGCAGGAUGAUGGUAGUCCUCAGGAUCAGGGAGGUGGUCCGUGUGCUCCUCCUGUUGCCCAGCAGCAGGCUUCUGAAACUGAAUGUACUAAAAACGACAGUAACCCCCCCACAGCUCCCAGCUCCCCCCCUGCUGAAAAAGCCUGUGCCUCUCUACAGGAGGGCUCUGUCCAGCCUGUAGAGCUCGCCAAGUGCAGCAUCAGCAACACAAACACAGAGGAGCUAAGAGACUCCGGUCUGUCUGUCCUGAGCCUGGAGUCAGGAGAAACACACCCAACACACUCCACCAGCAGUGACAAGGCAAGAGAGCAUGGGAAGAUUGUCUGACAUUUUCGGGAUGUAAAUACUGAAACCAAAACGCAGCGACACAGAGCCUUGUAUUUGGAUGCAUCAUUUCACUUCAGGUAGCUCUUUUGAGAUACCACGUUUAUGGCUUACACACAAAAAAAAAAAAAAUACCAUGGCUUAAUUUUGCUGUGGCGUGUCCCACCCCUCGAAGUUUUCAAAUAUCUCAGAAUUUGGCAUAGGAACAGUGAACCUUUUCCCUGCUCAAAUAUUUUUACAUCCAAGCACUUUAUGAGUAUUGAAGUAUGUGUACUGACACAUUACGCAGUAUGUUAGUAUGCUGCUUGAGUGCAAUAUCACUGAAUGUUUACAUUUGUAUGGAAAUUUUCGAGGUACAUAUCAGGAGGCUAGCUAAUCGGUUUAACUUAGGUAGCCCUUGACAAUAAACUUCAGCCACAGUCAUAUUAUCUAGUGCCUGAUUCUGCCUUAGAGGUAUUUUCAGUAAUGGAAUGAAGUCUGUAUUAUCUGAUGAUACAGUAAUGGCAGACCCACAGUAGAGUAGAGUCUGUAUUUCUACACUCAGAUCUGUGUGAGUAGACAUUAUUUGUUAACUGCUUCCAGCAUCAGUCAAUGGCCUUUUGCGAAUUAGAAAUCAAUAUAUUAUUAUUUAAAGGGCACAUUUGAGAUUUAUUGUCUUAUUGGCCACUGACUGUAACAAUGUUAAGUUUCUGAAAUAUCUACUGACAUAAAUGUUUUUCUUAUUAAGAAAAUUUAAAGGGGCACUCCACUGAUUUCACUCUUCAAGCUCAGAUUUCUCCUCAUGGCUAGUAGAAGUUGUAUGAUGUCUUCUGUGGCUCCAGAGGAGCUUCGUCCAGUCUGAGAAAAUAACCCUGAAGAUGUUUUAGUGCUAUCACAGAGUUUAUCUCAGUUUUAAAAUCACAAAUUUACACAGAAAGCCUGUGUUACAAACUGUGGGCGGUGUUUUGCAGGCAGAGAUGAUCUAACAAAGAAAUGCUAUCAAGUUGCAUUAUGGGAAUCUUUGUAUUCAAUUUUUUUUUGGAGCUUGACUCAUACAAGGGACUAAAAAUCAGGAUGUCUUGGCCUCUGCGGCACAGACACUUUUCUGUCCUCCUCCUAAGUCCUCCAAGUUAAUGAAAGUGCAUAUCUAAGUCACUGGAGUGUCCUUUUUAAUGUUAAGCUAAAGGUCAGCUAAUAGCAUAAUCCAUAUUACAAGCCUAAGAACAUUUGGCUGUUCUACAAUUUAUCAUCCCAAGUGAUCAAUGACACUGUCAAACUAAAAUCUCAAACUUGCCUUUAACUCAUUGCUGUUGUAUUCUCUGAUAUUGGCAAAUUUUUACAGCUGAAUCCCAAUUCUCUGGUCUUCCUGUGACUCUUGUUUUAUGUUUUAGGCACUUAAUAUUGAACUGUCAUGUAUGUCUAAUUUUACAAGACACAAACUGUGGUCAGCAGAGACAUGAAAGUCAAGGUUUUGAAUCAAAGACUAAUUUGGGACCUAAAAUAUGUUUUUCUUUUUUAAUAGUUUGCUCAAGUUGUUUUUAAACAGCCAGUGUUAAGAGUGCAGAAGGGUGGAACAGUCUCCAUCCUUUUUCUCUGCUGAGUUUUUUUUUUUUUUUUUCUUUUUUUUUACCCUGUGGGACAGGCAGAUUUGAGCUGCUGAAAAUACACCAUCCAGGUCCACAAGGAUCCAACCUUUAGUUCAUAGUCAAAACAGUGGGAUUCAGCUGUAACUCCCUUUUGGCAUUGUUUUGUCAACUGCUCUCUUUUAUAAUCAUGAAAGACAACUAAUAUUUUUUAAAAAGCUUCCUCACUAAGAAUGUAGUCUGUUGUUGUGCCUUGCAAAUUGGCUUCUUCAAAUGCUGAAGGUGUACCUUUAUUUCAUGGUUUGUAUCAUAACUCACUGUAGUGUUAAAUGUACUGUACUAACAGUGCAGCAUCAGUAUUGAUUUUAUUUAUUUGCCUCUCCAAUGGACAACAGAAUGUUACCUAGAAUGAUUUUGCAAAUCUAAAACUGUACAACAAUGUUUAUGUGCAUUAUAGUAGCUGGGGGUUUUUUUCCUCUGUGACAUUUAUGGAUUUGUUUUUAUUUAUUGCCAGUCUGUUGUUGUAUUUUUGGUAUCAGUGACAACUAUAAUAAGAAGCCUUACAAGAACUCUGUCCUCAACGAAGUUUUUGGCUUUCGUCAAUGCUACAGUAUAGUAAUCAGUUAUGUAACCCUAAGCAGAGAACAUAGUUGGACGUGCUCUGAGCUGCAGGGCCCUGUCAGCCUCAACGCUGGUUACAUAAAAUACAAAUAAUCAGGAAUCUUGUAGAAGCACACUGGGAAAACAAAGAAACAAGUCAAAAUGUUUAAGGCCAGUCCAGCAUCAAGAAGAAAAAUGAGCUGUUUUUGAGUCGGGGCCUUAUUCUGUACUAUAUACUUAACUUGAAUGAGUGUUAAAAGAAACUUGUUUAAAAAGCAGAUCAUACAGAUUACCUCUGAAAUAUUUAAAAUUCCCUGUGGGAUUCUGUUUAGUGAGAGGAAACUUAGGACCUACAAACCAUAGAGCAGUUUGUCCUUGUUUGUCACUUGUUCAUUUAGUUUUCAGGCAUCUGCAUUUUCACCUCACUGAAGUGACAAAUGUGAGAUGUGGUUGUGAUAGUUUCUCGCUCCACCUGGGUACCAACUGCUGUCCUCCGUGUUUUCACAAACACUCAUAAGGAAGGAAUAAAUGUCUGUGUGCCUGUGUGUGAAUGUGUGAUCCCAGCUUUUUACUGUUCGGAGUGCUCAUUUUAACUCUAAAUCUGUGUGCAACAUAGCUUCAUUUACUGUAGAACAAUUUGGAAGGAAGGAGGCAUACAGGACAUCAAUAAAGUUUUUUUCUGUAUUUCAAAGUCUCUAAUCAUGACUGGCAUUAUUUUGCUGCACUGUCAACCUCUCUUACCCUCUCCCUCAUCACCUAGCCAACUGUAAUAACACCACAGAUG
Messenger RNA from Toxotes jaculatrix (banded archerfish), 4982 nucleotides. RefSeq names its product coiled-coil domain-containing protein 9B. Bases 225 to 2039 code for a protein of 604 amino acids. The transcript is spliced from 15 exons. The record is from RefSeq and is a predicted model, not a curated record. NCBI's taxonomy places the organism in Eukaryota, Metazoa, Chordata, Actinopteri, Toxotidae.